This is a messenger RNA of Marasmius oreades (fairy-ring Marasmius), 1215 nucleotides long. RefSeq names its product Bifunctional acetohydroxyacid reductoisomerase (gene ILV5). The record is from RefSeq and is a predicted model, not a curated record. The transcript is spliced from 7 exons. Gene Ontology annotation, biological process: L-valine biosynthetic process. NCBI's taxonomy places the organism in Eukaryota, Fungi, Basidiomycota, Agaricomycetes, Agaricales, Marasmiaceae. Bases 1 to 1215 code for a protein of 404 amino acids. Gene Ontology annotation, cellular component: mitochondrion. Gene Ontology annotation, molecular function: ketol-acid reductoisomerase activity.
AUGUCCUCUGUCUCUUGUGCUGCUCUUCGUGCUGUUUCAAGACGUGUACCUCGUGCCGUCUCUACUUCUAGCACACGAAUUGCCUUUUACUCUCUUUUGGUCAAUGCGCCUUCAAAAACUGCCGCGUCAAAAUUUUCCCUCGUCCAGACUCGUGGUCUGAAGACCCUUGAUUUCGCUGGCACCAAAGAAACUGUGUACGAGCGAAGUGACUGGCCCUUGGCUAAACUCCAAGAGUACUUCAAGAACGAUACCCUCGCUCUCAUUGGUUAUGGCUCUCAAGGUCAUGGCCAAGGUUUGAACGCUCGUGACAAUGGUCUCAAUGUCAUUGUCGGUGUCCGCAAGGACGGCGAAAGCUGGAAGCAAGCACAAGAGGACGGAUGGGUUCCAGGAGAAACCCUUUUCCCAAUAGAAGAUGCCAUUAAACGCGGUACCAUCAUCAUGAACCUCCUCUCUGACGCCGCCCAAUCACAAACAUGGCCCACCAUUGCUCCUCUCAUUACGAAAGGGAAGACUCUCUACUUCUCGCAUGGUUUUUCCGUUGUCUACAAAGAGGACACUAAGGUGGUGCCACCAUCUGAUGUCGACGUUAUUCUUGUUGCACCCAAGGGAUCUGGUCGCACCGUCCGAACUCUCUUCAAGGAAGGCCGUGGUAUCAACUCCAGUAUUGCUGUUUGGCAAGAUGUUUCGGGCAAGGCCAAGGAGAAGGCUAUCGCUCUUGGUGUUGGUAUCGGCUCCGGAUACAUGUACGAUACCACCUUCCAGAAGGAAGUGUACUCGGACUUGUACGGUGAACGUGGUGUCUUGAUGGGUGCCAUCCAGGGUCUAUUCCUGGCUCAAUACCAAGUCCUCCGCAAGAACGGACAUACUCCGUCAGAGGCAUUCAACGAAACGGUCGAGGAAGCGACUCAAUCAUUGUAUCCCUUGAUUGGCGAAAAAGGAAUGGACUACAUGUACAACGCCUGCUCCACGACUGCUCGCCGGGGAGCUCUCGACUGGGCCCCGGUCUUUGAGAAGGCCAAUGUUCCGAUCUUCGAAAAGCUUUACGAGUCUGUCCGCAACGGCACAGAAACAAGGAAGUCACUAGAGUUCAACGGACGCUCGACUUACAGACAAGAUCUUGCAAAGGAACUUGAGGUCAUCAACAAUCAAGAGAUAUGGCGGGCAGGCAAGACCGUCCGCUCUUUGCGACCCGAUUACAAGCCUGAGUCAGACUAG